Messenger RNA from Eriocheir sinensis (Chinese mitten crab), 3791 nucleotides. RefSeq lists its product as uncharacterized. Bases 81 to 2240 code for a protein of 719 amino acids. Gene Ontology annotation, biological process: proteolysis; peptide metabolic process. The transcript is spliced from 14 exons. The record is from RefSeq and is a predicted model, not a curated record. Gene Ontology annotation, molecular function: metalloendopeptidase activity. Lineage: Eukaryota; Metazoa; Arthropoda; Malacostraca; Decapoda; Varunidae.
CAAUGCGGUGAGUACGAUAAUCUGGUGUUGGUGCUCGACUGCUCAUCCACGGUGCACGGGCAGGCAGGGCAGGGUGCACGAUGGCCGGGAUGCUCGUCAGGGGCAGGCUACUCAAACUCUCCUCCUCCGUGCUCAGGUUCAGGCCCAAGACUACCUACGUGGUGCUACUGCCAGAAAACAUCUUGGACACUGAGGAGGACAAUGCUCUGCUGCGGACAGAUGGGCUGCCUCAGUUUGACCAACUCACGCCUGAGAAAUGUGUGAAGGGGAUGGGCAAGCUGGCCCUGGAUUAUGAGUCUGGAGUCUGGGCUGUGGAGGAGAGAGCCAGAGAUCCCAAGGAACCCAAGACAUUUGACAGCAUCAUUGGGGAGUUAGACAAGCUUGAGUCCCCACUCAACACAGCCUGGAGCACGGUGAAGACCCUCUACACUGUCAAGAACAAUGAGAUGAACACCAACACCUACCUCAAGAUCCAUGAACGAGCAAGGAAGGCCCGGGUGCACAAAUUUCAGAGCCAACAUAUUUAUGAAGCUUGCAAGAAUAUCUAUGCCUCAGAUGACUUGGACGAAGCCCAAAGGAGAGUUGUGCAUAAAUAUCUUCUAGAAUCAAGAUUAAAUGGGAUUGAACUUUCUUCUGAUAAAUCCAAUAGUUUUACUUCAAAGCUUAAAAAAAUGGAGAUUGAGAAGGAUACCUUUCGUCGAAAAGUUGCUGAAUCAACCAGCAGAUUUUCGUAUUAUCUCAAUGACUCCAAUUUGGUCAGAGAUUUCCCGGAUACUUUACUAAAGCACAUGGCUGUUGACCAGUCUAGAUACAAGCAAGGCCCGUGGGUGAUAACUUUGCAGCCCAACGUGUACCACAGCUUCCUGGAGCACUGCCCCAGCACAGAACUGCGACGCAACACUUACCGCGCCUUCAACAUGAGGGCCUCCAACCACAUAGGCCAAGAACUGAGCAACAACCCUCACAUUGAUGAGAUAAGGGGCCUCAGAGGACAACAGGCCAGGAUGCUUGGCUACAAGGACUUUGCCCACAUGUCUAUGGAGACCAAAAUGGCAGGAAGUGUGGACAAUGUAUUGUCAAUGAUUACCUCAUUAUUAGCACAAGCAAAAACAGCUCAGGAUAAGGAGAUGACUUCACUGCAAGAAUUUGCUGAGAGCAGAGGUUUUGAUCUUCAAUUGCAGGCCUGGGACAUAGCCUACUGGAGGAGGAAACAGAAGCGUCACCUCUUCAACUUUGAUGAGACGCAGCUCCGUGACUACUUUCCUUUUGAGCAUGUCUUCGUCACCCUCCUUGAGAUAUGCUCAGAGCUCUUUGGCAUCUCCUUUGAGGAAAUCCCUGACCAAGUCCCAACGUGGCACCCAGAUGUACGAUUCUUCAAUAUCUUUGAUGCGUCAGGGGAUUACCUCGCCUCAUUCUACAUGGAUCCUUUCCAGAGGCCAGGGGAAAAGUUACAGACUAGGGCAGACUCGUCAUGGAGCCUCAGCAUAAGGUGCCGCUCAGACAUUGCCAAGAUGCUUCCCGUCACCAAUUUAGUCUUUAAUUUUACUCCUCCUGCAUCAGAGGACCAGCCAGCUCUGCUUAGCUUCUCAGAAGUCACUGUCCUCUUCCAGAAGUUUGGCAGUGCUAUGCAGCAUCUCCUCACCACUGUUCCUUACACAGAGGCCUCUGGGCUGACUAAUAUUGAAUGGGAUGCUGUUGAGGUGUGUUCUAACUUUAUGCAAAAUUGGUUACUUGAGCCAGCCAUCUUACAGCGCAUCAGCCGUCACUAUGAGUCUGGCCUGCCCUUGAGUGGCUCCAGCAUCAAGGAGCUGCUGGCCAGCCAAGUCCACAUGGCUGGCUAUGACCUCUGCUCAGAGCUCUACUGGGCUCACCUAGAUAUGGAGCUUCACACAAGGAAAGACUUCUGGGUUGACAUUGCCCGGGAGCUUUGGCCUUGCUACAGACCCUUCAUGCUAGAUAAAUACGAUGCACAUCUCUGCUCUAACAUGGCCAUCAUGACAGACGUUUGGGCAGCUGCUUACUACUCUCACCUCUGGUCUCGCAUGGUAGCUGCCGAUGCGUUUCAGGCCUUCAGGGAACCCCAUGAGGCAGACUCUGAGCUGGGUGCCAGGUUUCGCUCAACAUUCCUGUCCCUGGGUGGAGGGUGUCAUCCCAGUGAAGUGUUCCGCAGCUUUAGGGGUCGGGAUCCCUCCCCCGAUGCACUUCAUGUCCUCUGUAACUUCACACAGCAGAGCACCUGAGCCAUACCCUUGAGUGUCUUAGACUGAGUUAUAUAUUACAGACUUUAAAGCUGAGAAGAGUUUAGUAAGUUAUUCUUGUUUUGUUGUGUAUGUCACUGAUAUUUUUCUACAGAUAAUGUAUGUAUGUAGGUAUUUUUUUUGUGUGUGAAGUAAAGUUGAAUGUAUUUCUUCUCUUCACAUGCACUGAAAUUAGAGGUUGUUAUGUUGUUCUUUUAAUCUCAAGGUAUGAACUGAGCAGUGUCACUGAUAGAUGCCAUAAAUAUUCUUUUGUGCCUCCGUGACCAUUAUUUGUGCACUGGAAGCAGCUGUAUGCGCUGAUAUGCUACAGGAGGUUGAUAGAUGCCAUAAUUAUUCUUUGGUGCCUCCAUGCCCACCACUUGUGGUAUGCAAGCAGCUGUAUGUGCUGAUAUGCUAGGAGGUUAAGGAGUGGAGGGUCAUGUGAUUUAAAAAGUUUCUUUGUCUUCAGUAGUCAGAUUUACUACCUGGUGCAGCUGUGCAGUUUUAUGAGCUCCCAGUCUUAUAAUUUAUAGAUGUAUUUUCAGCUGAAUUUUAUAAAGUUUUCUGCUAAAAUUAAAGUAUAUAUGAGGGUAGCUUCUUAUCUCAGGAAACAUUAAAAUUUCCAACUAAUUUGCAAGACCUUUGGUACAAUAUUUUGCCUUAAUAUUCUUUACAGAAUACAUCAGUCGAGUAGCUCAUUAUCUUUGGAGCAUUUCUUGAAAAAAAUUGAAAACUGCAGGACCCAUUUUGUCAGGAAGACAUAAGGUUUAGUUUCUUGAACAUGCAACAACACUUGGGGCUACUUAACAAUGUUUGCAGCAGUGAGCAGUAAGAACAUCUCCAGAGGUUUAGAAUCAGUGAAAGUAACACCCAGUUUUAAAAACAUAAAAUAAAUCUCCAAAAAGUUUUAUAACUGAGAGAUCUAUAAACAUAUGGUGUUGGUCAUGGUUAACCAUCUAUGGCAGAUUAUUGGUAAGUUUGAGAAUUUGCCCAGUGACUAAUUGCUAAGGGCUAUAAUGAGGGAACUGGUACUACUGUCUAAUGGACAUGAACAAAAAUGUUAUGUUAUAUACAGCCUAGUGGGUAGGGCACAGGGCCCUGAUGGAGAUAAUUUUUCUGGAGAACACAGCUGUAGUCAUACAAAUUUCUGUCCUAAGAUAGAAACAAACUGUGAUUCUUGAAGUGAUUAAAGUAUGUUUGUUAAUUUGUACACCCCAUACCGAUGAGUAGCCUACUUAUAUCAGGAGAGAACAAUCUUAAAAAUUUGACUUGGGUGUGGAAGAAAAUUGUCUCCAUGAUAUACGUAGAUUGAUAAACAUCAUGUUGGCAAGAUUUCAUAUUUAUGCCUCAUCGAACAUUUUCAAUGUAGUUUUUCCCUGAAGUGAGUACUAAUUGGAAUGGUGCAUACAAAUUGGCUAACUUACCCAAUGGGAACUAGCAUGGGUUACUCGAGCAGUUCACAUCACUGUUGAAUAGUAGCCAGUGCAAUCAUGUAAAUAUGAAAGUAGUCCUAUCCGUGUAAAUAAACUGUACAUGUGAAUUAUGUCAGAUUUU